CUCAUCAUGGAAGCGUAAUCAGAUUCUAUACAGUUUCUCUGGAUACAUGGGACUUGUGGCCGUGGGCUGUGCGUCAAAGCUUAUUGAAGUAUGAAGGCUUGGCAACCCAAUUCUCCUUUCCCUAUGACUGAGUGCCGCGCCGAUAGCGGCCUGAAACCAUGGCCCCACUGUACUGCCCAUCGCGUCUCGCCGGGCCUCAGUUAGGAGCAUGAUCUAGGUUCUGGACCGAUUUCUCUUCUUUAUUUAUUCCGCCUGCCUUUGGCGCUCUCAGGACCAGCCUGAAGUUUGCCAGCCAAAUAUCCAGAACACAUAAACACUCCAAUCAGUUUGGUCGUGCGGCUGUUCCAGUGCUGAUUAGCGUGACGCUGACAUCGAUUCACUUGGUUGUGGGCUGCAAGUAAUAGUGUGGUGGCGGGGAUGGGGGAAGGAACUGGAGACUUGUACUUUAUGGAUUGAGCAGCGUAUUUUUUGGACCAUGCGAGGUUAUGUUCGAGGAAUCAUGUCCCCAAUUCGAACGAUGUGUUGAGGGCGAGGGCGAAGACGGGGAUACCGGAGUUAGUGGGGGUCAGUUGAAUAUCCAGUACGUUUUCUUUUCCCCCUUCCCAUUAGCAUAUGGAAACUCCACCUUGUUUUUCAUGUUUGACGUGGGCGGUCAACGAUCCAAGGGUGGAUUCACUGUCCCGAAUCCGUCACCUCCAUCAUCCUUUGCGUCGCGCUAUUGGAAUACGGUCAACCACUCCGCUCAGAAUCAGGUGAAGGGGUCCCUUGCGCUGUUUGAAAUGGUUUUUCUCAUAAAUAGGAAGGAUGUGUUUAUGGAGAAGAUUGCAGGGAAGGCUGUAGCAGAGGGACAGGGUGGUGAGAGUGAGAGUGAGAGUGGGAAUGAGAAUGGGAAUGGGGCGGGAGGGCGGAGCCGGUGUCGGGGGUUGGAGUGUGAAUGAGGAUGUGGGCGAGCGGAGUGCGAGAGAUUUAGGAGAGCUGUUAGAGAGUAUCUUCCCUGAAUAUACAGGUGGGAGAGAUAUGAACAAGGUGGCCAAGUUUUAUUUUGUGAAAGUUUUCGUGGGCGAAUAGGGCGAAGUUGACUGUUUACCCUCGCGACUGAUACAAGAAAUGCUUGUGCUUUUUAUUGCUUGCCGUUCGCUGAAUGCCUC
Cantharellus anzutake is the source of this 1148-nucleotide messenger RNA. RefSeq lists its product as uncharacterized. The record is from RefSeq and is a predicted model, not a curated record. NCBI's taxonomy places the organism in Eukaryota, Fungi, Basidiomycota, Agaricomycetes, Cantharellales, Hydnaceae. The transcript has 2 exons. Bases 486 to 938 code for a protein of 150 amino acids.